AUGACAGCUGCAAUCCGCAAAUUGCGGAAUAACCCUCGAUUCCUCUUCGUGCGCCUUCCGCAUCUUCUCUCCUUUCUCUGCAUCGUCGCCGGCGUCGCCUGGCUUCUACUCCUGCCCCUCAAUGAUUACUCCCGCCGAACCUACAUCUCCGAGAACGCGCUUCUCCCCGGUCAAGUCCAUGCCUAUUUCUCGGGCAGUGAGCAGCACAUCUUUCGCGGAUACAAGAAGGAACUAGAAGGACUACUUCCGGAGGGCUAUCAGGGGGAGGGACAAGACAAGCCGGAUGUUGAAUUGACACCUGCGAUAUCCGAUAAGAUCCAGUCGAUCCUACGAGCUGCUGGACUGAAAGCCGCGACACAGAAUUACGAAUACACCUCCUCGGGGAUUACGCACCAGGGACAGAAUGCCUAUGCGAUCAUCCAUGCGCCGCGGGGCGAUGCGACAGAGGCAAUUGUUCUCGUGGCGGCCUGGAAAACUGCCGACGGAGAGUUGAACCUCAACGGUGUGACGUUGGCGCUGACACUGGCACGAUACUUUAAACGAUGGUCUUUGUGGUCGAAGGAUAUUAUUUUCGUGAUCACGCCUGAUAGUAAAACGGGGACGCAGGCCUGGAUUGACGCCUAUCAUGAUAUGCAACCGCCGUCGGUGCAGCCUCUGCCUCUCAAGAGCGGAGCGUUGCAAGGAGGCCUGGUGGUUGAAUAUCCCUUCGAUCACCGCUUCGAGUCGCUGCAUAUUGUCUACGAUGGAGUCAACGGCCAAUUGCCCAACUUGGACCUGUUUAAUACCGCGGUGUCAAUUGCCGGAGGCCAGAUGGGAAUCGGAUCCAGCUUGCAGGAGAUGUGGAACCACAAUGAUAGCUACGAGAAACGUCUCGAGACCAUCAUGCGAGGCAUGGUCAAGCAAGGAUUCGGAUACGCCACGGGCGCCCAUAGCAGCUUUAUGCCAUACCAUAUCGAUGCGAUUACCCUGCAGACUAAAGGUGACGGCUGGCAGGAUGAAAUGGCGCUAGGUCGAACCGUGGAGAGUCUCUGUCGCAGCUUGAAUAAUUUGUUGGAGCACUUGCAUCAGAGUUUCUUCUUCUACCUGCUGAUGCACACCAAUAGAUUUGUCAGCAUUGGUACAUAUCUCCCCAGUGCGAUGCUUGUUGCCGGCAACUUUACCAUCAUGGCGAUCACCUUGUGGCUGCGGACUGGAUACUAUCGGGAUUCUGAGGAGGCAUCCUCUAGGACCACCACUUCCCAGGAUGAGAAAUCUACGAUCAAGUCGGCCAAGUCUCACAAUGCAGACGGCCCAGCCCCGGAGAAGAAGCCUGGAUCCAACGGCACCAUCGAGCGCCACCUCGCUCUACCACUGACGUUCGUUGUCAGCCUUCACCUGCUCGGCCUGGCUCCCCUGUACAUCUUCAACAACCUCUCCUACAAGUACUUCACCACGGCAACCUACAUCUGUAUCGCCGCCGACCUCAUCCUCCCUCUCCUCCUCGCCACGCUCCUCACGCAAAGCGCCCAAUCUUCCACCCCCCAGCAACACCAUCUCAUCAAAUCCUUCUCUCUCCUCCUCCUCGGCCUCUUCCUCUCCACCCUCGCCACCCUCAACUUCUCCCUCUCCUUCAUGGUCGGCCUCCUCUGCACCCCGCUCAGCUUCAUCACCCGCAUCAGUCCCCGCCUCAACGCACCCCUCCGCUACGCCCUCUCCUCAUUCGGUCUCCUCGCCCUCAAUGCCCUGUCUCCCCCCGUCGUGGUCCUCGCGGCCUGCUGGUACACUGAGGUCUCGGUCGAGACGGUCUUGACGCAGGCGGCUUUCGGAUGGGACGUUUGGGGCAUGUGGACGCAGGUGGUCGUUUGGUGUGUUUGGUGGCCUGCUUGGGUGAUUGGGUGUGCGUUGUUGGGUUCUUCGUUUUUUUCGAUUUAA
Aspergillus affinis is the source of this 1911-nucleotide messenger RNA. RefSeq names its product GPI-anchor transamidase subunit GAA1. Gene Ontology annotation, biological process: attachment of GPI anchor to protein. The record is from RefSeq and is a predicted model, not a curated record. Lineage: Eukaryota; Fungi; Ascomycota; Eurotiomycetes; Eurotiales; Aspergillaceae. The transcript has 4 exons. Bases 1 to 1911 code for a protein of 636 amino acids. Gene Ontology annotation, cellular component: GPI-anchor transamidase complex; membrane.